AUGAUGAAUGACGACGCCUAUCGAGCAUAUGAAUAUUUACGUAAGAAUCGCAAACUUUUGAGUAUAAAAGCUCAUACAGACCAUCCAAUAUUCGUGAAAGAAGAACGAUUACAUCUCAAUGGAUUAGUAAUAUUAGCUGAAGAAGAAGUAGACAAGGUAAUAUUGGCUCAUUAUGGAGCCAAAUUUGGUUGUGGUACCCGAGCUCUUCAUUAUCAUUUGAAUCAGAUAUACAACAAAAUAUCAGAAUCUCGAAUAGCGAAAGUGGUUAAAGCCAGUAAUUCAUGUGGUCGAAUGCAUCCAACAUUUUCGAAUAAAGGUCCAAAAAGAAUUAUACAAGCUAAACAAGUGUUUGAGCGUCUGCAGAUUGAUCUUGUUGAUCUUUCUCGUCGCACUGCGUUGCACAAUGCGGAGGUUUGUGAUCAUUUGGAGCUUAUUUUUUGUGAACAUGGAACACCAACCAUUAUCCAAACUGAUCAAGGUACUGAGUUUCAAGGUUUAUUCGAUGAACUGUGUCUUAAAAGAAACAUUAAACAUAUUCGAUCUCGUGCUUAUCAUCCUGAAUCUCAGGGAAAAGUAGAAAGAUUAAAUCGAUCUUGGAAAAAUAAAAUGUUUUAUGAUGUACUUAUCAAUGGUAAUACCAAUUGGGCUGCUAGUCUACCCUCUUAUUCUCAAACUUAUAAUACGUCCAAACAUCGUGGUCUCGGUAUUCGUUGCGACUUCUUCCUCCAAUUUUAUUUAAUCAUGUUUUAUUUAAUAUUUGUAGGAAACCUGACUCCUUUUUUUGUAUAUUUUGGUCGUGAAGCUGUUAUCACAACUAGUUCAAGCAUGAAUAUUGAUGAAGAAGAAAUCGAACAAGUAUGA
This is a messenger RNA of Rotaria sp. Silwood2, 861 nucleotides long. The record is from the annotation of a GenBank genome assembly. Lineage: Eukaryota; Metazoa; Rotifera; Eurotatoria; Philodinida; Philodinidae.